Messenger RNA from Chenopodium quinoa (quinoa), 2647 nucleotides. RefSeq names its product E3 ubiquitin ligase PQT3-like. Gene Ontology annotation, cellular component: nucleus. Bases 143 to 2464 code for a protein of 773 amino acids. Gene Ontology annotation, molecular function: nucleic acid binding; zinc ion binding; ubiquitin protein ligase activity. The record is from RefSeq and is a predicted model, not a curated record. Gene Ontology annotation, biological process: mRNA processing; ubiquitin-dependent protein catabolic process; protein ubiquitination. NCBI's taxonomy places the organism in Eukaryota, Viridiplantae, Streptophyta, Magnoliopsida, Caryophyllales, Amaranthaceae. The transcript has 15 exons.
GAACACAAAGUACUGCAAAUAAUCACACUUGUCAGCAAUUUCGCCCCCAAUUUCUCUCUCUUUUCCUCUCUCACUCUCUCUCUCUCUCUUCCAUAGCAUUAGCAUCAUAUGAUAAACUUCGUCUUCGUUCUUCAAAUCUGCAAUGGCUAGUGUUCGAUUCAAAUUCAGAAGUUCUGCUACUUUCGAUUCUGUUGAUAUUGGAGAACAAUCCUCAAUUUCAAUUCGCGAUCUCAAAUCAAAAAUCGUUUUGAAGAAACACCUUAAUCUCUGUCAAGAUUCCGACCUCGUUUUCUCUGAUUUUCUCUCUGGCCAAGAGUAUAAGGAUGAAAGCAUUAGAAUACCUAGUGGUUCGAGCGUAAUUAUUAAGCGAGUACCUGCGAAAUCCUCUCUUCUCAGGGAUUCUGAUACCUCACCAGGAUGCUUUGGUGUUAAGGAUGGCAAAUGUGUAGGUGACCUAGGUGUCAUUGAUCCCCCUUCUGUGGAUGUUGGAGUAAAUAACCUCAAUGAUUUUGGAAUUGACUUGUGUCCACCUCCUUGCACAAACUUAUCUGACACUGGAGAACUGCUAUUGAACAACAAUGGGAAGAAAGAUUACGUGGCUACAAGAUGCUCUCAGGAAGUAUUAGUGAAAUGCCAAAAGCUUGAGACAGCUCUCCCUGGUCAAUUGACUCCAAAAGGUUCUAGUGCAAAUGAGGGAAGUACCCUAGUUGUGCCUAAGCCCAAAAUUGAGGAACAAACAGAGUUGAAGAGAGCUCAUCAUGCAAAAUAUUUAGCCAUGGAGAGCUGUGAUAUGCCAUCAGAGUUGAAAUGUUCGCUUUGCAGAACCUUUUUUAAAGAGGCUGUCAUGAUACCAUGUUGUCAACAUAGCUUCUGUGGAAAAUGUAUUCGUGCAGCGUUGUCUGAGAAUGCAAAAUGUCCCAUGUGUUCUUCCACCAAGUGCAAACCUAAUGAUUUACUGCCAAAUGUAUCACUUACGCAAGCAAUUGAGCGCUUUCUUGAAUCUCAACUCUUAUUGAAUGGCUCAGAAGACGAGCUUCAUAGAUAUGCACCUGAUGGUGAAUCUGGAAUUCAAGUAAAGGAGAUUUCUUAUGCUGCAACUGUUCCACAAAAGCGUUUGCAAAUGAACCAACCUGUUACUGGGAAAUAUGCAAUCCAGAAAAAGUCAACUAAGCUACAUGAUUGUGCUCAUCCUGCUGAAACUCCUGGUACAUUAGAAGAUUUCAGCGAAUUCGAAGGGGAAAAUGAGCCGCAAAAUAUAGCUAAAACUAAUGAAGAAGUUCGUAACAUUGCUCUAUCUGGAAAAUAUUGUUUGUUGCCUGUAGUUUCUUGCUCCAAGAUAGGGGAGGGAGUGCAUGCCAUUACUGGAGGUGGAGAAAGGAAUUUCACAGAUCCUGGACGACCAAACAAGGGUCCACGGACAUGCUUUAUGUGUGGGUCUCCUGAUCAUUUGAUUAGAGACUGUCCGGGUGCUGUGGACCACAACACAAACCACUGGAAUGGUGUUGGUUCACGUUCACUUCCUGGGGCUGUAUCAGGCUAUCCACCAACAUAUUGGCAAGGAAAUCAACCUUAUCCCGGGCCCUAUAUUAACAUGUACGGAGGCCCUGGGAUGAUGUUCUAUAAUACCAACACAGCUCCCAUUUCACCGCUUGCAUUUCCUUCCUGCUCCCCAUCAAUGUAUGGUGGCUAUCCUGUUGUUAGUGGAUAUAUGAAUGUGGGAGGCAUAACACCACAAGUUGGAAAUUUUGGUCAGCAACCAAGACAUGUAGAUCAUCUGGAGCAUCAAGAUAGUGCAUAUUUGCAGAGGAAUUAUGAUGUAGAUUUGGAAAGAGAACGGAUCUUUGAUAGAGACCGCAAUGUGAAUACCCACCAUAAUUCAAUGGAAAGGGGCCUGUAUCACUCUGGCGAUGAGUUUCCCAAGAGUUCAGAAGGAAAGCAUAGAAAUCGUGACAAUUCAGAUGGUGAUAAAGCUUACUCAUAUCGUAAUAGACAAGGGAAAACUGCUCGUAAUGCGGAGGGUGUAAGAGAUCUUAGGAUAGCUCAAUCAGAUAUGUCUUCUUCAGAAAAAGAUGUUCCUGAUAGCAGGAUUCGGCCGAGGGAAGACAGGCAAGAAAAGCUCCAUAAAACUUAUAGAAGUAGUGAUGAGUUUGGAAAGCAGCAUGGCCGUGAAUCUGCUCUGAAACAUUAUCAACCAAAUGAAGAAAGCAGUAAAAGAAAAAGAGUGGAAUAUAAUGAGAGAAAAUCUGACCGACAUUCUCACAGUCGCUCUAGGUCUAGCUUGGAACACAGUUAUUCUGGUGAUGGCGCAAGGCACCGGCGUGAAGAGUCCAGUCAUAGAUCUCGGCACUCGAAUAGAGAUGAAAAAGUCAAUGGUAAGGAGAUGCAUAGUGACCGUGGGAAGAUUAAAUAUUCAGAUGAUUACGGGGAGGAUUGCCACAGGUAUAAACGGAAAAAAUUUCGUUAGGGCUGGCAACAAAUGUCUUUUGAGGUAAUAGUGUAUACAAAAGGAUCACAUAUUUCAACCUUGAUCAUCUUUUGAUUAGGUAAAUGUAUCAACAUGGUUUACCCUUUGGUUGUUUCUCAUGUUUUACCUUACAGUUGAAUUAACCGUGGACCACACAGAUUUGAACAUUCAUCUUACUGUUCA